Ilex paraguariensis (yerba mate) is the source of this 2393-nucleotide messenger RNA. NCBI's taxonomy places the organism in Eukaryota, Viridiplantae, Streptophyta, Magnoliopsida, Aquifoliales, Aquifoliaceae. The record is from the annotation of a GenBank genome assembly.
CAGGCUACAGAUAAUUGUUGUCUCUCUCUCCGGGCCUAAGCUCAGUCGAUGGCCGUCCAUUUAUCCCACCAAAUCAGGCUACAGAUAAUUGUUGUCUCUCUCUCCGGGCCUAAGCUCAGUCGAUGGCCGUCCAUUUAUCCCACCAAAUCAGCAGACAAUAAUCCAAAUUCCAAACACUAACCCUAGCAAAAACCACCAAACCCACCCGCCAAAAUCACCAUGAAUCUCCACCCAUUCCUCGCCAUCUCUCUCCUUUUCCUCCUCACCAACCCCUCCAUUUCAAUCGAAGACGAUGUCAAAUGCCUUGAAGGCAUUAAAUCUUCUCUCUCCGACCCAUUCGACAAGCUCUCGGCAUGGUCCUUCACCAACAUCUCAGCCUCAUUCAUUUGCAAGCUCACCGGAGUUUCAUGCUGGAACGAGCAAGAGAAUCGUCUCCUUUCCUUGGCACUACCCUCCAUGAGCCUCUCCGGAAACAUACCUUCCUCUCUACAGUACUGUCAGUCCCUCCAGGCACUCGAUCUCUCAGGUAACUCUAUCUCCGGUUCGAUCUCACCCCAAAUUUGUACUUGGUUACCCUAUAUUGUGACUUUAGAUCUGUCUGGUAAUUCUCUUUCUGGGUCGAUGCCUCAAGAGUUGGUGAAUUGUAAGUUCUUGAACACUCUUUUUUUGAAUGAUAACAAAUUGUCUGGUUCAAUCCCCUAUGAACUCGGUCGGCUUGACAGGCUUAAGAAAUUUUCUGUGGCUAAUAAUGGUUUAUCGGGUUCAAUUCCGGCUGAUUUAUCGAAAUUUCCUAAGGAAGACUUUGGGGGGAAUGAUGGGUUGUGUGGGAAGCCAUUAGGGUCAAAAUGUGGUGGUUUGAGUACUAGAAGUUUAGCUAUUAUUAUAGCUGCGGGGGUUCUUGGUGCUGCAGGGUCAUUGUUUCUUGCUUUUGGGAUUUGGUGGUGGUUCUUUGUUCGAUCCAGUAGGAAAAAUAAAAGAGGGUAUGGUGGUGGUGGUAAAGGUGAGAGUAAUUGGGUUGAGAGAUUGAGGGCUUACAGGCUUGUUCAGGUGACAUUGUUUCAGAAACCCAUUAACAAGAUUAAGUUGAAUGAUUUAUUGGCGGCUACUGAUGAUUUUGAUCAUGAUAAUAUUGUCAUUUCGAACAGAACAGGGGUUUCCUAUGAGGCAAUGCUGCCAGAUGGGUCAGUGUUGGCAAUUAAACGGUUGAGUGCUUGUAAGCUUAGCGAGAAACAGUUUCGGUCGGAAAUGAAUAUGUUAGGGCAGCUCAGACACCCCAAUUUGGUGCCUUUGUUGGGUUUCUGUGUGGCGGAGGACGAGAGGCUUUUGGUGUAUAAGCAUAUGCCUAAUGGGAGCUUGUAUUCACUUUUGCAUGGAAAUGCUAGUGGUGCUUGGAAUAGUCAGUUUUUGUUGGAUUGGCCGGCAAGGCUUAGGAUUGGUGUUGGUGCUGCGAGGGGGCUUGCUUGGCUUCACCACGGGUGUCAACCGCCUUAUCUGCACCAGACCAUUAGCUCAAAUGUGAUUCUUGUGGAUGAUGAUUUUGAUGCUCGGAUUACGGAUUUCGGUUUGGCAAGGCUAAUGGGUUCUGUUGGUUUAAAUGGUAGCGAUUUUGUUAAUGGAGACUUGGGGGAGUUGGGUUACGUGGCUCCCGAAUACUCAAGCACUAUGGUUGCAUCUAUGAAAGGGGAUGUUUAUGGUUUCGGGGUAGUGCUUUUAGAGUUGGUGACUGGGCAGAAGCCUCUUGAAGUGAAUACGGAGGAAGGUUUCAAAGGGGGCCUGGUGGAUUGGGUCAAUCAUCUCUCGGGCUCUAGUCGCAGUGAAGAUGCCAUUGAUACGUCCUUACAUGGAAAAGGUCACAAUGAUACAAUUUUGCAAUUCCUUAGGAUUGCUUGUUCUUGUGUGAUUCCUAGGCCUAAGGAUAGGCCCUCUAUGGACAAUGUUUACAAGUCAUUGAAGAGCAUGGCCGAGGAGCAUGGUUUCUCUGAACAUUAUGCUGAUUUUCCAUUAAUUUUCGAUAAAGAAUAUCAUGACCAUGAGGAUUAGCUAUGGGGAUUUAUGAUUAAAAAGAAUACUAAAUGUUUCCAACAUUUGAGGAUUCUCAGCAUCUCCACAUCUAAUGCCAGACACAGGAAAUCUAUUGGGGUAAGUGGUAUAGAUUCCACUGGAGGUUCAGGAUCAUUCUCCAUUUGUAUUCUGUAAUGUACAUGUUCUGAUUCUUAUGACAACUGUCAUUGCACCGAUGCCCUGUAUCUACUUUGGUGGUUGUGCAGUUUGGUGAUCUUUUACUCUGCUAGGCAUAAUCUAUCUAGUUUAGCAUUUUGAUGUAGUGUCUCUAUGAUCAUGUUAAUUAUUCCUCUGCGUUGCGCCUGCGCCUAGAGCAUAGUUAUCGGUUCUUU